Anguilla anguilla (European eel) is the source of this 4213-nucleotide messenger RNA. RefSeq names its product spermine synthase (gene sms). The transcript has 11 exons. Gene Ontology annotation, molecular function: spermine synthase activity. The record is from RefSeq and is a predicted model, not a curated record. Bases 117 to 1199 code for a protein of 360 amino acids. Gene Ontology annotation, biological process: spermine biosynthetic process. Lineage: Eukaryota; Metazoa; Chordata; Actinopteri; Anguilliformes; Anguillidae.
GAGCCCCUCCCACCCCUGUCUCUGCCAGACGACCGCACUCCCAGUGUAUUUCCGCAGUCUGUAGCGGCUUAUCACCGGUAGUGUACACCAGGCAUGGCAGACGGCUGCUACUCAUCAUGGCCGUACGACACUAUACUCUCGACUUCAGCCUCUCUGCGCCAGCUGACUCUUCCACGACUGUGCGUGGAUUGCAGUCAAUUUUUCAGGAACAAGAAAUGACAGAAACCAUUCACAACACAGAAGGCCAUGGCUACUUGGCAACCUUCAUUGGCAAGAAUGGCAGGUUUGUUGUUCUACGGAUCCACAAGCAUGGGCUGGUGACAAUUGACCUGCAGUGCUAUGAAGCAGACAACCUCAUGCAAGUAGACCAUCUGUUGAAUGCACUGGAAAAGAAGCUGAAAACACUUCUACACAAGAAUAUCAGGAGGAUUAAAAGGCUCCCGGCACUGCAGCGGGGGGCCAAGGUGGACAGGUACUGGCCCACAGCCGAUGGCAGACUGGUGGAGUAUGAUAUCGACGAGGUUGUGUAUGAGGAGGACUCAGUCUAUCAGAACAUUAAGAUCCUGCAUUCGGCGCAGUUUGGGAACAUCCUCAUCCUCAAUGGAGACGUUAACCUAGCAGAGAGUGACCUGCCCUACACGCAGGCCAUCAUGGGCAGUGGGAAGGAGCAGUACACAGGGAAGGAGGUGCUAAUUCUAGGGGGAGGUGAUGGGGGCAUUCUCUGUGAGGCUGUCAAGCUUAAGCCAAAGAUGAUCACCAUGGUGGAGAUUGACCAGCUGGUGAUUGAUGGGUGUCGAAAGCACAUGAGGAAGACUUGCGGAAAUGUCUUGGACAAUCUGAAAGGAGACUGCUAUGAGGUGUUAGUAGAGGACUGCGUCCCUGUGCUGAAGAAGUUUGUUGAAGAGGGGAAGAAUUUCGAUUACGUCAUCAAUGACCUUACUGCAGUCCCCAUCUCCACAGCACCAGAGGAAGAUUCCACCUGGGAAUUCCUGCGUCUGAUUCUGGACCUGUCAAUCAAAGUUUUACGACCCAGUGGGAAAUACUUUACACAGGGAAACUGCGCGAACCUGACCGCGGCAUUAAGUCAGUAUGAGGAGCUGCUGGAGAAACUCAGCUGUCCUGUAGAUUUCUCCAAAGAGGUUGUAUGUGUUCCAUCGUACAUGGAGUUGUGGGUUUUCUAUACAAUCUGGAAGAAGUAAAAUCCUCUUGUGUUUCUCAAACCCAGGCUUCUCCCUGUAUGAUGGCACAGCACUGACGAGAAACACCGCUGUUUUUACUGUCCCUUUUGUGUUGAACCUGCUUUUUUAACAUCUACUGUUUUACUUUGUGCUGGAAGUUGAAAAAAGAAUGUAUUUUGUUUGAGUUUGGUUUGGGCAAUGUUUUUGAGUGCCUCUGGGGGGCACUGGCUGGCAGAAUGGAGUGGAAGCUGCUUGAUACACUGAUGGAGAGUGACUCAGCAUUUUUGCACAGAGCAGGCUCAGCCAAACUCCUGCUUCUGUGGAUUUCUUUAUAGUUCAUCUUUUAGACUGAAGCACCCAUAGGACCAGUUUUUUCAAUUUUAAUCUAUUGUAUUGUUUUUUUGGUAGUUUUAAUUGGUCUUUUUCUUCUGUAAGUUCUUUCUUCUGUAACAUUUGCUUGAAUGUGAUUUGAUAUGUGGUGCUUCCUGAGGAUGACCAGCAAUGGUGAUGCAUUCUGGGAUUUCCAGGGAUUCAGGACCUGCACUGACCCCACCCACUGCAGUUGAUGUGUUGUAUGUGGUUUAAAAGGGAAAUGGGUCCUUUUGCCUUUAGUUUUGUGCUUUUAUUUUUAUUUGUUUGCUGAACUGUGAAGACUGUUAUAUAAUCAAGCUUCUCCUUAGUGUUCCCUUGCUGGUUUUUGUCCCUCCACACCUUUGUCUCCUUUGAGUUCAGUGCAUUUCUGUGAAAUUUUUCGAUGCACAUGCUGGAAAUUCAAGGUUUGACUGUAUGUAGCAUGCACAUACAUAUACAUAUGCACAUGUUCCCCGAUGAGGUGAUUUGUUGAAGUUUAUUUAUUAAAUUUUACAAAUACCGAUUAGCGGGGUGCUGUGGUUUUCUGUACUUUAUUUCCUUUAAAAAAAACAAGACCUGCUGUGCAGAGGAGUUCUUUUGUACCUGUCACUAUUUGAUGCUCAAGUGUGAAUGUGCUGCAUUUAUGGUAUGUUCAUGUUCUUGAAACGCUUAUGGUAUGUUCAUGUUUCUGCCCUCUGAAUUACAUCCACAGCCUUGGAUGUAUUUUUCUUUAAAAAUAUGUUCGUUCUUUUGGGUAAGUUUGACAGAAUUCAGAUGUGCGCACGUUCUUCAGUUCCUGUACUCCUGGGCCUUCACUGCGAUGCAGCACAGCAAGCCCCUUGCGUAUUUACAUGGGCUCCGUUUUUCUUCUGCAGUGCGUCUUUGCAGUUCAGUUUUCUGAGGCAUAAGUUGUGCUUACUAAUUCUGAAAUAAGUAGCAAUUUCAUUGUUGAUAUUAUGUUGAUAUGUUCUUUUUUUGUCCACAUUUAGUUGAGCUUCUAUGAUAUGGAAAUCACUUCUCCUUCAAUGUUUCUGCUGCUUGCUAAAUUGUUGGUUCUCAACGAGCACAGGUGGGAACUAGGAACACAUCUGUAAAAACUGAAAUUCUGUUAUCACCAGUUCCACUACUGCUCCAUAAUGCAUUUGCUUCUGGUGGGCCUGAUCUACUCGCAAUUUAGUACGAGUACUGUCAGAUUAGUUCAACUAGAGUUCAGUGACAGGCAUUGUGUGUCCAUAAUAUGUGGUAUAGCCCUGUCAUAAGCAUUUAGUUUUAUUUAACCAAUGCCAUUUGUCCUGAGAAGUGCUCUUGUAUGGCUUAUGAGGAAGGUUAUUUCUGCUCAACCACCACAGACAGGAUCUUUUCUGAGACGUGUACACCUGGCUUGCUUUGCAGGGGGGAAUUUGAGAACUGGCAAGUUCGGAGGCCAGCGCAGUACUAAAGAUUAGGGUUUGGGAGUAUAUGUAUUAUUUUUCCCAAGUAGCAUUCCCACAUUUGAUCCAUGGAAAGGCAACAGAAUGUACGGAGUCUUCUCAGGGCCUGCUCUGAGAAAAAACGAGACUCUGGCUUUUGUUUGUCUGCCAUUUGUUCUUACACGCUGUUAAGAGCGGUAAGUAAUGUCUGCCCUUGGAACAUGAAAUGCUAUUUACCACCACUUUUAUCUUGUUAGACAGGAGGGACUGAACAGUAAACAGCCUUCAGGGAGGAAGUUUCACAAUCGAGUUUAGAGGCUUUUUGCGAUAAUGUCUCUGAAGGACACUGUCGUAACAUGGUUGCUAUUUCCUGUCUGCAGAAAACAGGCUUGUGCCUUGUGGAGCAUUUCAGGGCAAAGCGGGCUCGCUUUAGUCGGGAAUAAAAACUGGGGCCAGGACCAGGGUUCAUCUGUUCACCAGUAAUAACACACAGCAGAGAAUUUUGUGGAUUUUUAUUUAUUUAUUUUUUGUAGAAAAAACCCAGCGUUCAGUGUGAUAUGUGACAGUUACAAAGUAAUUGUCUGCAAGAGACCAUCCCACUGUUAGAAAUAUAAUUGUGAUUAAACAUGCUUUUCCUGAUCUCAUUUGGGUAGAAAUGCCACACAAAAUGGAACUGUGUGACUUAUGUCCUACAAUGAGGAUGAAACAAGUAAAUAGGCACUGUUGCAUAUGUUUUGCAUGGCAGUCAUUCAGGUUUAAAAACAAUAACCAAAAAAGGCUAUCAACAGCCCCAGCAAAAGUCCAGCAUUUCCAAAAUGGGACAUUGUCUGCCAGAGAAAUGUGUAGCUGUCCCAUGAUUGGCUGUGCCUGGUGGUAAGUGCUUCUGUGGAAGGGGUGAAAGAUACCCAACAUAGAUGCUGGAAUAUUUUUGGUUUGGUGUGGUCUGGUUGGUUUUAAUUCCUCUUGCCUCACAUUCACUCUGUGGAAAAGCAAUAUGAGCUGUAGUCCUUCAUUAGAACAUACUUACAGAUCACAAAUGGUGAAGGUUUGUCAUUUCAGUCUGUGAAGGUUGUAAACAAAGAAAUCACAGACAAAGGAUGUGCAUUUUCUAAAUAUAUGUAGAAUUUAAAAGCCUGAAUGGAUCUGAACCGAUUCUUAAUAAGGUCUACUAGUUGUUACUGUUAAACAUUUAACUGCCCCCACGUGCUGUUCUCUUAUCAAAUGAUAAAGUAUGUUCCUUCAAAACAACCAAUUAAAACGUAUUCCUACCAAUAA